UGCCAUGUCUUCUCUUUUGGACUUGGAAGAUUUAACCCAGCUAUUUGUCAGAAAUUAAAAAAUGUUUUUGAGUGAACUCCGAACAAUUCUGUGUCAGACUCAGCUGAGUUUUUUAAUUCAUUUGUCUUGCCUUGCAGUCUCCAAAUUAGUCUAAUAUGAGGUUUUUAACCACCAGUUGAAAAAUGACAAUCAUGUGCCUAUUUUAUUUACACUUGAAAGAAAUCUAUUAUUCUAUUCAAACAUGUGACAAAUGAUAAUAUAAAAUCAAAUUUUAAUAAUGGAUGGGAACAUACUAUUCAAAAUCUUUUCUGUCUGAUCUUCUUUACUGAAAGAAUUCGUCCAUGAGAGACAGCUUCAGAAAGAAAAUAAUAUAUGAAUUUAUAUAACAAUUCUACAGUAAUUCAACAUUAUAUAUAGGAUUGUCAAAUUCAGCUAAAAAACAACACGGAACUCAGCCAUGGCUGCAAGAAAAACUGCACAAUGCUUCACAAUGCUAUUGCUGGUUUGGAUUUUCUUGCAAGUUAUAUUAGUGUCUGCUGCUGUUUCAUCAAAGAAAAGAGUUUCUUGGAUCAAAAUCAAGGAAAUUAACAAGGUAGGGCUUUAUAUUGGUCUUGUUACUGUAUAUACAACUGAGGAGAACGCUUUCUUUGCAACCGGUGCUUUCAUGCCUAAUCCCAAGUACCCUUUUGUGGAUCUUUCAGGAAGGAGAUUCAGGGUGGGAACAAUCUAUGAGAAGAAAGUUAUCUAUGUUAGAUGUGGGAUUGGAUUGGUGAAUGCCGCUGCAGCAACACAACAAAUGUUGGAUCUGUUUGACAUGACUGGCAUUAUUCAUUUUGGCAUAGCUGGCAAUUUAAACAAUUCUAUGUUCAUUGGAGAUGUUUCCAUUCCAAAGAAAUUCGCUAACACUGGCCUUUGGGAUUGGCUGAACCCAAAUGGAACUGUAAGCUCAAGUGAUGUUGCUGAGCAUAAAAAUGGAAGCUACCACUGUCCCUCAAGGAGAUGCUUGAAUUGCUGGGAAACAAUUGUUGGAUACAGCAAUGAGCAAUUUUUUUCUGUGAAGGAGGCUAAUGCGGCGGAGCCACUGUUCUGGGCUGAAGUAAACCAGCAUUGGCUUCAUCUUGCUGCAAGCUUAGAGGGGAUGGAACUAGAUAAAUGUGUUAAUUCAAGCUUGUGCCUGACACAAAAGCCAAAGCUAGUUGUUGGGCUUAAAGGAUCAACAGCCAAUAUUUUUUUAUAUUUUUUAUAG
Jatropha curcas is the source of this 1246-nucleotide messenger RNA. NCBI's taxonomy places the organism in Eukaryota, Viridiplantae, Streptophyta, Magnoliopsida, Malpighiales, Euphorbiaceae. The record is from RefSeq and is a predicted model, not a curated record.